CGAUUGGUUGGGAGCCGAGAAACCUGUGUCUGAAGAAGGGGGCUGGGGCCGAGACUCCUGGGUCUGAGGGCGCAGGCACCGGGAUCUGGACUUGUGGGUGCGAUCGUGGAGAGGUCGAGUCCCGGGCUCCCCGGGUUUGUGUCGGAGAUAAGUGAUGUGAACACAAAAGAGUCGUAUUGUUAUCCCCAACUUUAUUUUUGAAGACUAGUGGCCUGGGAUGGAUUUUAAUUGAUUUCUUAUGACAACACAGCAUCCUUGUGACCUUACAGAAUUAAGAGUCGUGAGCAAGACCCUCGGAAUUUAUUGGAGGUCCACAGAGGCACACACUCCCCAUCCCCAUGCACUAGUGGACGAUGGCAGCUGACCCAGGACCCCGAGAGAGCCUCGGAGGCUAAGGGAAGAGAGCCUCCUCUCCCAUCCCGCAAUGUGGCAUCCGCUGAUUCUGCUGCUGCUCCGGUCCGCCCUGACGCCCCUCUCCUCUGCGGCCCCAAUCCGCGAAACUGACUCCCAGGAGAUAUCCUCGGGUUUUCUAGGCCUCCAGAGCCUACUCCAAGGCUUCAGUCGACUUUUCCAGAAAGAUGACCUGCUACGGGGUCUGGACAGCUUCUUCUCUGCACCCAUGGACUUCCGGGUCCUUCCCAGGAACUUCCACCAAGAAGAGAACCAGGAACGUCACCUAGGGAAUAACACCCUCUCUAGUCACCUCCAGAUCGAUAAGGUAACUGACAAUAAGACAGGAGAGGUGCUCAUCUCCAAGAAGGUAGUGGCAUCCAUUGAACCCGAGGGGAGCCUGGAAGGUGACUGGAAGGUACCCAAGAUGGAAGAGAAGGAAGCCCUGGUUCCCCUCCAGAAAUUCAUGGACAGCUUUCACCCAGAACCGCAUCCCCGAGUAUCCUUCUGGAUCAUGAAGCUGCCACGGAGGAGGUCCCACCAGGAUGCCCAGGAGGGUCACUGGCUCAGUGAGAAGCGGCAUCGCCUGCAGGCCAUCCGGGACGGCCUCCGAGAAGGAAGCCAUGAGGAAGUCCUGGAAGAUGGGACCCAAGGCUCCUCCCACUCUAAGCUGCCUGCCCGCAAAACCCACUUCCUGUACAUCCUCAGGCCCCCCCAGCAACUAUAAGAGUGGGGACCGGAAACCCACACCAAAUGGAAAUAAAAUUCUUCUUACAUCAA
Ictidomys tridecemlineatus (thirteen-lined ground squirrel) is the source of this 1170-nucleotide messenger RNA. Lineage: Eukaryota; Metazoa; Chordata; Mammalia; Rodentia; Sciuridae. The record is from RefSeq and is a predicted model, not a curated record.